Messenger RNA from Bacillus rossius redtenbacheri, 7421 nucleotides. RefSeq lists its product as uncharacterized. Gene Ontology annotation, molecular function: nucleosome binding; DNA binding. The record is from RefSeq and is a predicted model, not a curated record. Bases 316 to 1779 code for a protein of 487 amino acids. The transcript is spliced from 8 exons. Gene Ontology annotation, cellular component: nucleus. Lineage: Eukaryota; Metazoa; Arthropoda; Insecta; Phasmatodea; Bacillidae.
UAUAGUAGCAGGUGAUUUGAAAACGUUCCUGUUCGAUGUGACAUUAAAUAAUAUAAUUGCUAUUAUUAAUUGUUGAAAUGAAAAUUUUGUAAUCUUAAUUUUGCUAAAUUUUCUUGCUUCAAGACAGAUAGUAUAAAUAAAUGUUGUGACGAUAAUUUUUAAUAUCGUGAACGUAAAUUCUGAAGUAACAGUGUUAGUGAAUGCCGACGAGUACGGAUAUUUUCAUGUUUGCAUUACUAUUUCAGAAGCGGCAAAUAAUUUCAGUCAGGUUUAGUUGGGAAUGAAAAGUUGUAUCCUAACAUUACAGAAUCAGUUAUGGUUGUACACAGGAUCAGUGGUAGUUGGUCAAGUCCUGCAAUACGGCAACAACCUGUUUCGUUAGUAAAACCAGAUUUUCACACUACUGCAAUGCGAGCGAUGUCAGUUGCAUCAGAUGUUACAUUUUCUCCCGAAUUAACUUGCAAAGGAAUUCCUUCCAAUGGCCUAGGAAAAGAUCAGCAAACACUAGUUGAAUGGAAGAACACGUUCAACAUGCGGCAGGUGACGCUCACCAACUUGGCCAGCAGCCAGCUGGGUGUUCGGUCGUCCUGCAGGGCUCACCUUCCCUCCGGCAGGUUCCGGGGCCACUGCACCAGCCCCACCAAGUCCCUGGACCUGCUGCGGCAGAACAUCCAGGCCGCCAUCAACAAGGAGAUCGAUUCCAUCAUCAAAAAAUACUUGGAGAAGUUCUUCCAGCCUGCAGUGGACAACAUCCGCAGCAAUCUGGGGAGCAGCAGUGUGACGGAGGAACACAUCCGGGAGGUUUGCAAGCAGAUUCUAGAGGAGGCAAAGCAAAUGUACUGUACGAGCCCACAGUCCCGAGGGAGCUCCCCCUACAGUGACUCCGAGACCGGCAGCCUGGGGGAUUACCGCUUUGGCCGGCCCAGCUCCAAGAGCCCAUUGUUUCGAAAACGCAAGGAAUCUGAUACGGACUCAGAAGCCAGUCAAUCUGCAAGGCGGAAAAGGACGAAGCCUCGGGUGCCAGUUUCCGGGCAAGCUUCUCCUGCCAAGCAGCCUCGGGGGGACCUGACUCGGAGGAAGGAUGUAAAGUGGAAUGCUUCACGAAUACUGAAGGACACGCUGUUCGUUUUGGGUGCCAGAGCCAACAAGGUGUUGGGGUUCGGGCAGACGCGAGGCCGCCUGUACACUAAGCACCCAUGGCUGCUCAAGUACCUCGGUGACCAAGAAGACAAGGAGUGGCUCUCUCGCAACAACCUGAUGCCGUCUGGAGGCAAAGCUUACCUCAUGCUCUUGGAGGAGAUACGAGAGUUGGCCGAGACGGAAGAGUACCGCAAUCCUAAUCUCCUCCUCCAUGAGCUCAAAGGCUUUGAGGUACCAGAGUUCAUGCUGUGCAAGAUAAGGAACUUUGUGUGCAAUUCUCAUUUUGAUGGGAAUGAUUCAAAGAAGUUCUCGUCAUGUGACCUAACCUAUAGUUCUGAGAUGACUUCAAGUCAGCUCAGCAUGGCAAUCGACUGCAUGUCAUCCACUAUGACACCUCCAGCAACUGUCCUAGAUUCUGGCCCGCCCACUCCCUCGGAAGCCCUGGAGCUGCUGGAAUGCCCGUCCGUGGGCACGCUGGCGUCGCAGCAGUCCGACAGCUGCCCCUACGCGGCCCUGCCCGAGGUGAGCCCCGGCUCGCACCACCACCCCCACCACCCCCACCACCGACACUCGGACUCGUCCCUGUCCAUCCUCCUGGCCGGCCACUCGGCCUCCGACAACUCCCAGGAGGGGGAGUAGCUGCGUCGGUUCGUCCGGGCCGACUGCGUCGCUGACUCCUCGGCGCUUUGAUUCUUUUUUUAAUCCGCGUAAAUCACGUAACAUUCGAUCGAAAAAAGAUAUUUAUUUACUUGGGGUGAAAAAAAAAAGUUUAAUUCUUGCAAUGUUCUGAAACUGUUGCUGGGUUUGGAUCUAAAAUGUCAACAUAUCAAAACUCCUUUUUGUUCAACUCAUCCACUCGUCAAGCCAUUCUGUUUUUUUUUUGCGACCAUCGUUUUGCAUGAGGACUCCAACACUCCUGUGUAAAUGAACCAGUGAUUCAUGAUUCUGACAGCCAUAAUUACUAGCGGCUGGAAAAAUUAGCAUCUAUUGUAGUGAAAUUAGCAUUUUAGAUUAAAUUUAUUUAAAACCUAAUAUUUACAUUCUAAAUAUUUUUAAACAAAAUAUUAAUGUAUAAAAAUACCUCCAAAUAACCCAAUAGUUUAGUUCUGUACAAAAACCACAAUUUUAUAAUGUCUUUUUAGAUUAAAAAUUCUAAUAAAUUUAAAUAGUUGUUUAAGUAAAAAAAAAUAUGAUACUGUGAUAUGCCAACAAAAAUUAAUUUGCAGGUUUAAAGAAUAAUACACAAGAUACUGGAUUAAUUGGAUUGGGUUGUAUUUUAAAAUUAUCUCAGAAUGUAUGUAACAUGGUUGCAUCAUAGAGACAUGGCAAUAUCACGAAGUAUGGGUACAAAAAAUGAUAACCAGAAUGUAUGGGUUUAGUGUACCAUUUGGGGGAAUGCCAAGUAUCUGUAGUUAAUGCUGUGGUUUACUUUCACACUCCCACUAAAGCAUAAUACAAGAAAGUGCAGGCUGUAUUGUUUAUCUUAUUAGCCAAUCAUACACCUUUCGUCUGUGAGAUGAGAAAGUCUGUGGCAAAGGUGGUGGACCUGUUGUGUUCGUGUAUUAACUUAAGUUCCUGAUAAUUCUUAAGUGACAAACAUAUAUUAAAAUAAUUUAAUUAUACAUACACGUGUGUCCUAGACAUAAAGCAAAGUUUGAAUACAAGCUGAGUCUGGUCACUGAAAGUCUACAAGAGAGGGUUGUUUCUAAGUGUAAGAAUGUACAUUUUGUACAAUGAUUUUGAAAACUAACAAAAUACCUAUCUGGCAUUUUAUAAAGGAUAUUUUUGCUAAUUAAUGAUAUUUAAACUAAUUUAGCUGAAAAAAAAAAAAUUAUAUAAAAUAUUAGGUAAAAUAGCAUUUAUUUUGGAAAUUAACCAAAAAUAUUAUUUAUAGUGUAAAUUAAAAAAAAUAGCAUUUUUAGUAAAAUGCUAAUUUUUCCAGGCCCUAAUAAUUACUAUAAAGUACCCUCAGUAAUACUGUUUCUGUUACACGUUUUUAAGAAAUUUUUUGUCAGUUAUGUCUUCUGCACUAAUUAAUGAGCAAUUUUAACUGAAAACUCAUUGAAAUAAAAUUAUUUCAUAUUUAAUAUCUACUCUUUUAGUACAGACAGGUUUAAUAUUCAUGCUGUUAAAUAUACAUAUUCACUGCUUAUUUAGAAUAUACUCUAUAGUUUUUUUUUGUACUAGACAUAAUAGAAGAAGUUUUAGGUAUUGCUUACUGGUUUGUACUUUGUAGUAUUAAAAGAAGGGUGUUUUAUGCCAAAUCACAUGGUUGUUAAAUAUGAUUGCGCUUCAUCAAUUUUUUAUUAUUUUACAAUGUAAUUGUAAUCAUGCCAUCUAACUGAUCCAGUUAGUAUAAUUUGUUUAAAAUUAGAAUUUUUUUUUAUGAUAUUGAAGCACAAGUUCCUAGUUGAUUUGGCUGAAAUGACUCCGAAAAAACUUAACAUCUUUAAUAAUUUUCACUCUAGUUGUGUUAUGAUUUGUACAUUUAAAGUUCACAGAAAUAGGAUUUUUAACACUAAAUAUCUGGCCAUUAUAAUAAAUUUUUAAAUUUAAUUUUAUAAUAUUUCCAUGAGAAUAACUAAAUUUUUGUGGAAACUGCUUCAGUUUUUGCAAGCUUGAAUAUCAGAAAAAAGUUAAUUAACAAGUGUAUGACCCAUAGCUUGCUGAGUACCAUACCGUGCUGUAUCAUCACAUUGAAAUUUUUUUCGUUUACUGCCAUGUAAGAAGAGAUAUAUUUUUGUUUGAUGUCUUGUAAUUAUUUUUCUUCUAGUUCUUUCAGACAAUAAAAUCAAACAAUUUAAUAUUUUUGUAACUCUGAUGACAAAAUGAAUGCAAUACUACUAUUAUCGAGAAUGUGACAAAUAAGGUUUUAAACUUUAUGUUUACAUAUUUUUACUAUUAAGUCAUCAUUUAAUUAAUUGUGAGACACACAAAUCUGAAUUAUUUCUUAAAAUCUAAAUUUUUAAUUUCACUAAAAUAGGUUUGUGAAGUAUCAUGUUUUCUGGGGGUACAACUUGCAACAACAUAAAACCUGUUAUUGAAUCUUAACCGAUCUUAACUUAUGACACUAGUUCACCUUCUUCCCUCCAAUUUUUUCAUUGUUUUUUUAUUAUUCUUAUCAAACAAACCAGAAAGUCAAUUUAGCCAUAUGUGUAAAUGUUUUGUAUAGAAGUUUUGAACAAAAUACAUCAUUGUGUGCAGGCAUGUUCUCCAAUAUUAAAUUAUACAUGUGAGGGAGAGCUCUGUUGUUUGUUAUCAAAUGGUAGGUAAUGUUUUGGUCACCAUUCUACAAGCUAUAUGUGACAAGCUUGUGACCAAUGAUCUGUUGACUAGUUGGGCAGAAGCCAUAGGAUUUAUACAAAUAGACAGAAACAUUUGGGCCUAUUCUCCCACUGAUUUGGCCAAAAUGAACUCAUUGGAGUAGAACGAAUUCAGUUGCUUACUGCAAUAUGAGUUUAUAGCUGAGCAAUUAUUAUUUGAUGUAUUGUAUUACUUAACUGAUUAAAUAACUCAAAAUAAAGUUCUAAAUUCAGGUUGGUUAACUUUGUACAGUGCUUCAAAUGUAUCCUAUGAUUUUGGAGCGAGAAUUGUGAAUCUGUGUUUAUAUUGCUGCAGCAAUUUUUUUUUUUUAUUGUACAUACUUUGUUUGCUGGUGGAUGCCUAUUUUCACAUGCUGUAUUAUAAUAUGAAUUACUUCUUUGCCACAUAAUAAAAUAAUCAAUAAACAUUCAAUUUUAAAAUACAUCACAGUUGUUGGCAGCUAUAUUAUAUUUGUGUUAACAAGUGUUUUGUAUCAGUUAGCUGUUGUUUAACCCAAUUGUUUAUUACUGCAUAGUGCAUAGUAAGUUUGGUCUGUGUUUAGUGUGACAUUAAGUUACCAUAUUAUUGUGCCAUACUUAGUUGCCAUAAUUUAAUGUGCAAGCUUUGGUUUUUAAGAUAUUCUAUGUUUUGUUGUGGAUAGGUAUUAUACUGUAUAUGUUUUAUGAAGCUUAAUAAUUGGGGAAGUUAGCUCUGAAUGUCAUGAAGUAAAUUAUGUUGUUUUCUGAAUAUGAUAUGGAAAAAAACUGUGUACAAAGUACAAAUUUGGAGAGGUGAGAUUUGUAUGUUAAUGAUUCUGUAAACAACAAAUCUAUUGAGGGUUCCUUUUGUGAUUUUGAAAGAAUAUGCACAGAAAGGUAGUUCUUUAUAAAAAUACAUACUGUAGUAAUUGUGAUAAACUGAAAUUACAAUGUAUACAUUUUUAUUUUUGUAUAUUGUAAAAUGUAAACCUAUUAGGUUGAUGGAAAACAAUAUUUUGCGAACAGGAAUGGUAGUUAUACAAUAAGAAAGUGUUCAAUGCUUACAUAAUGCAUGUUCAUUCUAUUUUGGUAUUUUAUUCAAAAAUGUAACUGAGAGGAAAUGUCAAAAUUAUGUGUGGAUGUGAACAAGUUUGUUAUAUUUGUUAUUGUUAGAAAAUACAUUCCUCGAACAAGUAAAAACAAAGUAAAUAAUAAAUUUUAUAAUUAUGACAUUUUGAAACACUUGUAUUUUUUUUCCCCUACAUACUCAGAAUGAUUCUUUCAGACUCACACUAUAGGUAGUUAUGUUGAGUAUAAUUGGUGUAGUAUAAAAGCAUUUUCGUUUUUGCACGAAGUUAAAUAUUAUUUAUCUGUAUUACAAAAAUCAUGUUUUUAGGCAAUAUUAAUAUAAUUUAAUAGCCAGUUGUUUCCCAUAAUAUUUUGUAGAAGGGCAUAUACAAUGUAAAGUAAUUUAUCCCAUGUAAUCACAGCAGUCAGUGAAUACUCUUAGCUAACAGACAGUAAACUGCACAACAGUAGUAUAGUUCUGCAUCUCUAUAAAAAAAUCUUUUCAGUUGAGAAGUUUGUUUGACUGGUGUGAGUGCUGAAGAAGGAGGGUAUUUUCACCACCUAAAGCAGAGACCACAAAGCCCACACGAGCUCACGCGAAGGUUCUUUCUUGAUCGCUCAGAAUUGGUUUCCUUGCGCAAGGGGAGGAAGUGGAGCUAAUCCACUGGGGGAAAUGAUGUGCUCCUGCACAGAACAACAAAAUUUAUCUUGGAGCGGCCGAGAUACAAGCCUUGCUGUAAGUGGAAACUCCAGGCAUAUAGAGAAGCAGUGUAUAGGGAUGUUAAUAUGUUUAAGUCAAACGUAUGUUUAUUCAGCAUAAAAAUUCAGACAGGUGUAUAUUCGGUCGGGGUUCGGGUUUCGAGAGGGUCGCUACGGUGUUGUUUGGUAAUGGGCGCCACCACGUGGAAGGGCACGUGGACCCGACUAUCAUCCGUCUCAGAGCGUGUGAGGCAAGACUGGACCCUCGGUUAACUCCCGUAGUACACUCGGACCUGACCCGCUCUCAGCGUCGGGCAUGCUUAUGGUAUAACACGUAGUGGGCUCUCCAGGCAUCCCACACGCCUGCUCACGACGUAUAGGUCGCCACGUGGUCGGUGCAAAAAAAUACAGGGAGACAAUUAGAAUUAAUACGUUUAAUAAUGGCACGUACUCCCGUACACUGUCUCACGAGGUGCAUCUCCAAGAUCCCAGGCACCUAAUCAGAACGCAGGGAUAAGGCCCACGCACGUGGCCUGCACAAGCGAUUACUUAGACGUGAAAAGACUCGUUAAGAGUUGAAAAAAUGAUUAUGUUAAACAGUCCCCCAACCGAGGCAGGCCCCGGGGAUACGUGAAAGCAGAAAACUGAAUUAAUAGUCAGUAAACAAAGAGUGAAGUCCCCGGGUGCGGAAGGCAGUGUCUUACCUCGGUCGUUGGCGGUGUGAAACUGAACGAGUGCCGUGCGCCCUCGGAGCCUUGCCAGUACGCCUUUCUGAUUAAGUGCCUUGUAAUUUUAUAUAAAGAAAUACAAAAACACUUCAUAAAUUAAUACACGUUCUCCCACGGUUCUAUUACUAUUUAACCUAGAGUUAUUAAUUAAAAUAUAUAUACAUUUCAACUUUGUUCGUGUUUGAGUUUGCCUGGCAGCGUCUUAGACUUACUUACUAAAACUUAUAAUUUUAAACAAAACGAAAACCCUCCCACCCGUCAGUGGCGACACAAAUGAAUGGGGAAAAAAUAAAAAGCUAUACAAUAUUAUUAUUACAAAUUUAGGGGGACGUCUCACUGCUGCUACAGCGCCCUCUUGAGGUAGUUCGUGGCGCGCUAUUCAAACCCAAACACACGACUACGUGCUCAAGAUGGAGCGGCUGACAGUACAGGAAGUGGGACUGGUGGUGAGGGGAAAGGUGGCGGAGGCUGACCAGGCUUCUUGGGCGCAGGCCCGGUUGACGUC